Messenger RNA from Paramecium primaurelia, 473 nucleotides. The record is from the annotation of a GenBank genome assembly. NCBI's taxonomy places the organism in Eukaryota, Ciliophora, Oligohymenophorea, Peniculida, Parameciidae.
AUGAGCAAAACAGGAUUGAUUAUAGAUGAGUAGUAGUAAUUCUCUUCUGAAAGUUCUGAAAGAAAGGUUUCUACAAGAAAAAACAGACCAAUUUACACUUAAACAAUUAGUGUAAAACGAUACCAUAAAAUACCUCUUAGAACUUAGUAAAUACUUUUCGAAUAGGUAUUUAAAAAUGGGAAAAAGAUUAAACAAGUAUUUAUAUUUUUGAAUUAAAGGCUGCAAAGGAAUUGAAAAUGAAUUACUCAAGUGCUAAGUCAUUGAUUCAUUACUAUAAAACUGAAAAGAGGCCAGUACCAGAUUAAGUUAAAAAGUUGAUCGGUUAGAAGAAAUAAGCAUCAUUUUGCUAAAUUGAGUAAAAAAAUAUAGAUGGUGCAAAACUUUUUGUAGAAAUAUAAGUCAAUCAUCAAAUAAUUAACUCUUACAACUACUUUCAAAAACUCCAUAAUGAAGUCAAAGAAGAAACAAUUUGA